AUGGCCUUGUAUUAUAAGCAUUUGGGGAUUUUGCUGACCAUUUGCAUAUUGUUUACAACAUUAAUUCAUACAGUUUCCGCUGUUGGUAAUGAUGAUAUAAAUGCAGAAUUCGGUCCGACGAAAACGUACGAGAUAAGCAAGUAAGGUAACGUUUAUAUUUGUACUAAUUGUAAUACUUUAUAGUUGCGCUUAUUCCGCCAAAUUUUAAAUUUUCACAAAUGUUGAAAUAUGUACACGGCUUGGGAAUUGCGGUACAUAUUAUUUUGGUAUUUUAUUACUUUACAGUUUGUUAAUUUAUACGCUGACUAAAGAGAGAACAGAAGACGAUGGCAAGACCUAUACGUCAUGGCUAGGUGCAGUUGUUGACCAUAUUUUGAUUGAGUCUGGAAUACGUGGUGUUAUCAUUGGCAGCCGAAUAUUAAAAGCGUUUCGAAGGAAGAUAGAACAUCUAUAUUCAGCCUUUAAACGUGCAAAAUGUGCAGGAGGGAAAUCAGUUAGAAGGCUCAUGAAUAAGUGGGAACUGGGUCCAAAAUAUAGUUUUUCCAUACAUUACAGUGAAUUUGAAGUUGUAAGACUACAGCAUGAAAACCAGCAGUUAAAAAGGGAGAAAAGGGUUCUCGAACAAUCCUUGGAGGAAGUGACCAACAAAAGGAUGCGUGUAGAGGAAAACCUCAAUAAUGUAACAAACACAGUCAAGGAAAAUAAGAAAGCAUACAAGAAAAGGUUUAAACAAUUAGUAAAUAAGGUGGCCAAGCUGAGCAGGAAUACAAAAUCAAGAGGCCCAGACAAAAAGAAAAAGUUUAGUGAAUACUCCAAACAGCACCAGGCAAGGAUUCGAAAACAGUUGAAAGAGCAGUGUCAAACAACAUUGUCAUUUCUUGGCCAGUAUGAUUAUGUACCAUCACGAAUUGAGUUGUACAACCACAACAAUGGAAUGGUCGAAAGUUUCAAUUUUAUCGAGGAUGAUGAAUUUCAACCAAACCAUGAGACUAGCAAGGAAAUCAGUGAAGCGGACAUGGAUAAAAUGAAUAUGUGGCUAUAUCUGAAAGAUAAGUUCAACAUAUCGAAUGAGGCAUGGCGUGAAAUUUCCAUGGCAUCAGAUGAUCCACCAUGUUUGAACAAAAUCACAAAGCACAUGAAAAAGUUAAACCAAAAGUGGAAUUUAAGAUCCACCCCAGGAAAGGCAGAAGGAGUACAGGUUAGUUUCCGGGAAACUAUUGUGGAACAUAUCAGGAGACUAAAGGUCAGUGGUGUCAUUCAGGAUGGAGAGAGGAUUAAAAUAAAAUUGAGUGGGGAUGGCACUAACAUUGGGAACCGAAUAAGUGUUGUUAACAUAACUUUCACCAUCCUAAAUGAGAAAACAUUAGCAAUGAGCAAAAGGGGCAACUACAUAUUGGCAGUACUUAGAACAACAGAAAGUUAUGAUACAUUGGCUGAAAGUCUAUCAGAUAUAGUUAAGGAAAUGCAGGAUUUAAAAGAUAUAUCUGUUGACAAUGAAACAUUUUAUUUUGAAUAUUUUCUUGGGGGGGAUUGGAAGUUUCUUGCUUGUGUUUGCGGAAUUGGGGCUGCGAAUGCUGAUUAUGCAUGCAUAUGGUGCAAAUGUGCUCGACUAGACCGGUGUGACACAACCAAACACUGGUCAAUUUUGGAUCCCGACAAUGGUGCCCGGACAGUAAAUGAAAUUGAGCAAUAUGCCAGAUCUAGGAAAUUUAAUUGUAAGUCCAAACCCAUUUUCCCUUUCAUUCCUCUUAGCCAUGUGGUAAUUGAUACACUUCAUCUCUUCCUAAGAGUUUCUGAUAAUCUCAUUGGACAUUUGAUAAGAGAGCUCAAAGUUUGUGACUCCAUUGAAAAGAAAACCAAGUAUUCUGAUGGCUUCUGCAGAGAAAAGUACAGGAACAUGUCAACGUACGAGACAUUCUUGCAGGAGUUAGGUAUCCCAUUUUCUUGGUAUGUUGGAAAAGAAACAAAACAGUUGGAAUACCGUGACUUGACAGGGCCAGAGAAGGUAAAACUUUUUCAAAACAUAAACAUUUCUUUUCUAUUGCCGAACUCAGAAGAUAAAGAGACAAUCCAGAAAGUUUGGGAUGACUUUUGGAAAAUUAGACAGGAUUUGAAGCAUGAUUUUAAUUCAGAUGAUGUGGAAGUUGUCAAAAAAAAAAUCACCUCCUGGCUAGAACUCCAUCUAACAGUUUAUCAAGCAAAAGAUGUGACACCCUACAUACAUGCACUUUAUGCGCAUGUGCCCGAGUUCCUGAGCUUAUACAACCAACCUCGAAUGUUUUACACAACAGGGCAUGGAAAAAUAUAA
Messenger RNA from Paramuricea clavata, 2308 nucleotides. Lineage: Eukaryota; Metazoa; Cnidaria; Anthozoa; Malacalcyonacea; Plexauridae. The record is from the annotation of a GenBank genome assembly.